AUGGAAAAGGCUGGACUUGGUAGUCGCGAAAGAUUAUUCCUUCAAAGUGCCGAGCAUAUGGACAAGCUUCAGGGCGGCGACUGGAAUAGUUUCUUCCACCAGUUUGAAGCAGUUGCUUCCCAGUCCACCGCCAGUGUUUCACGUCCUUCAAUCGUUGAUGACAAUGUUCCGUUACCAAUUAUUCGCGGUCAUCAUUUUGACAUCGUUUAUCACGAUGCGAUGGACGAGCACGUCAAAUGUCAG
Messenger RNA from Ostertagia ostertagi, 243 nucleotides. The record is from the annotation of a GenBank genome assembly. NCBI's taxonomy places the organism in Eukaryota, Metazoa, Nematoda, Chromadorea, Rhabditida, Trichostrongylidae.